AUGUUUGAGGCACGCCUGGUCCAGGGCUCCAUCUUGAAGAAGGUGCUUGAGGCGCUUAAGGACCUCAUCAACGAAGCCUGCUGGGACAUCAGCUUGAGUGGCGUGAACCUGCAGAGCAUGGAUUCAUCCCCUGUCUCCUUGAUGCAGCUCACCCUGCACUCCGAGGGCUUCGGCAGAUAUCGCUGCGACUGCAACUUGGCCAUGGACGUGAACCUCACCAGCAUGUCCAAAAUACUGAAAUGUGCUGGGAAUGAAGACAUCAUUACACUCAGGGCUGAAGAUAAUGCGGACACCUUGGCACUAGUAUUUGAAGCUCCAAAUCAAGAAAAGUUUUCAGACUAUGAAAUGAAGUUAAUGGAUUUAGAUGUUGAACAGCUUGGAAUUCCAGAACAAGAGUACAGCUGUGUAGUAAAAAUGCUUUCUGGUGAAUUUGCACGUAUAUGCCGAGAUCUCAGUCAUAUUGGAGAUGCUCUUGUAAUUUCCUGUGCAAAAGAUGGAGUGAAAUUUUCUGCAAGUGGAGAACUUGGAAAUGGAAAUAUUAAGUUGUCACAAAUGAGGAAUGUUGAUAAAGAAGAGGAAGCUGUUACCAUAGAGAUGAAUGAACCAGUUCAGCUAACUUUUGCACUGAGGUACCUGAACUUCUUUACAAAAGCCACUCCACUCUCUCCUACAGUAACACUCAGUAUGUCUGCAGAUGUACCCCUCAUCGUGGAGUGUAAAAUUGCUGAUAUGGGACAUUUAAAGCACUAUUUGUCUCCCAAGAUUGAGGAUGAAGAAGGACCGUAG
Mesoplodon densirostris (Blainville's beaked whale) is the source of this 786-nucleotide messenger RNA. Its product is annotated as proliferating cell nuclear antigen-like. Gene Ontology annotation, biological process: translesion synthesis; regulation of DNA replication; leading strand elongation. The transcript has a single exon. Gene Ontology annotation, molecular function: DNA binding; DNA polymerase processivity factor activity. Bases 1 to 786 code for a protein of 261 amino acids. The record is from RefSeq and is a predicted model, not a curated record. NCBI's taxonomy places the organism in Eukaryota, Metazoa, Chordata, Mammalia, Artiodactyla, Ziphiidae. Gene Ontology annotation, cellular component: PCNA complex.